This is a messenger RNA of Chondrus crispus (carragheen), 612 nucleotides long. RefSeq names its product Pre-mRNA-splicing factor Syf2, putative. The transcript has a single exon. Bases 1 to 612 code for a protein of 203 amino acids. Gene Ontology annotation, cellular component: post-mRNA release spliceosomal complex; catalytic step 2 spliceosome; Prp19 complex. The record is from RefSeq and is a predicted model, not a curated record. Lineage: Eukaryota; Rhodophyta; Florideophyceae; Gigartinales; Gigartinaceae.
AUGGUAUCCGCACAAGAACGGCUUGCAGCUCUCAAAACAAAGCUCGAGCAGGCCCGCAACGAAAACUUGAAAGCGGUCGAGGAUGAGAGCAAACGUCGUCCAAACUCCUACAACAACAGAAAGCGGAGUUCAAGUGACGCCGAGCUGUCCGGAAGCGAAGAAUCUCCGCCCUCUCUCAAAAGCUCUAAUUGCAAGCGGCGGCGCGUCAAACGUGAGAGAAGCACUGCUGCGGAAAUCGGCUCCGCGGACGAGGCGGAUGGCGAAGAUGAGGACGAUGGGCUUCGCAGUAUGAAGAGGCGGGCCAAGAACAUGAAAAGGUCUAUGCCACUAUCUGGUUCGGGUGAGGAAGACGGCAAGCUGCAGACUGUUGCCUAUGGCUUGACGGGUCACGACCCAAAGGCGGAGAACAUUGACCGGAUGGUGAACGAGUUACAAGAGGUCGACAAGCGGCGCAGCAAGUUCCAUCGGCGAAGAGCGUUCGACGAGAACCGAACGGAGAUCACGUUUAUUAAUGAGGGUAACCGCUUGUUUAAUAAGACGCUAGACAAGCACUUCGAUAAGUUUGAGUCGGUUCAGAAGAUUAAGGAUAGUCUCGAGCGAGGAACAGCGUAA